Erigeron canadensis is the source of this 1538-nucleotide messenger RNA. RefSeq names its product putative hydrolase C777.06c. The transcript has 12 exons. The coding region runs from base 61 to 1128 and encodes 355 amino acids. NCBI's taxonomy places the organism in Eukaryota, Viridiplantae, Streptophyta, Magnoliopsida, Asterales, Asteraceae. The record is from RefSeq and is a predicted model, not a curated record.
GUAAGAAGAGGUUUGGUUUUCUUGGACAAGGGGCUCUGCAACUAGCGUUAGCAGUGUAAGAUGGUAAUAAACGGAGCUUCCUUGACGACCCGUUUCACUCAUCUGACCCGACAACGACACCUAUCCUUUUUUCAUAAUAAUUCUAACCCCUUAUCAGUUUCACCUUCCAAAUAUGGUCCUCCUUUUCAGUUUCAUUUUUCACCUGCAGCUGCUUCUCUGCACUCAAUUUCAACUGCUGCAGGUGUGCAGAAAGGAGAGCAGGUAUCUAUCGAGCAAUCCGAAAUCAUAUUUAUGGGGACAGGAACCAGUGAAGGGAUUCCACGAGUGAGCUGCCUUACCGAUCCCUUAAAGAAAUGCCCGGUUUGCUCAAAAGCUGUGGAACCGCGAAAUAAGAAUAAGAGACUUAAUACCAGCAUUCUUAUUCGUUAUCCUAGACCCUCUGGUGUAUCUAAUAUUCUUAUAGAUGCGGGCAAGUUCUUCUACCAAAGUGCUCUUCGCUGGUUCCCUACUUAUGGGAUAAGAACAUUAGAUGCAGUGGUAAUAACUCAUUCUCAUGCUGAUGCAAUUGGAGGUUUGGAUGAUCUUCGUGAUUGGACAAACAAUGUCCAGCCUCAUAUUCCUAUUUAUGUUGCCGAGCGUGAUUUUGAGGUGAUGAAAAAAACCCAUUAUUAUCUUGUAGACACGAGUGUGGUCACACCUGGAGCUGCAGUCUCAGAGUUGCAAUUUGAUAUCAUACAUGAAAAGCCGUUCAUAGUACAUGACCUUAAGUUUACUCCGCUACCAGUGUGGCACGGCCGUAACUACCGUUCUUUGGGCUUCCGCUUUGGCAACGUGUGUUACAUCAGUGAUGUUAGUGAAAUACCUGAAGAGACAUAUCCCCUUUUAAGAGACUGUGAAAUUCUUAUAAUGGAUGCUUUGAGACCUGAUCGAUCUUCUUCAACACAUUUUGGACUUCCAAAGGCUUUGGAAGAAGUACGAAAAAUCCAGCCAAAAAGAACCCUUUUCACAGGUAUGAUGCAUUUGAUGGAUCACGAAAUAGUGAAUGAAGGUCUCUUGAAGUUGAAGGAAACCGAAGGUCUAGAUGUACAACUCAGUUAUGACGGGCUUCGUGUUCCAAUAGACCUAUAACACUUGGCACCUUUCGUUACACUCGCCUUCCUAAUUUUCAAACGGAAAACCCUUUAUUCGCAGCACCAUAUGAAACAGUAGUUGGAUACGACUGAUCCUCACAUGCAUUCAUUUUUGGAACCUGCCUGCUUUAGAUUACAUCUAUGCACCUGCCACGCUUCUAAACUUUUGGUUAUGGCACGGAUUUAGAAAGUGGCUGAUAACUUUAUGGCAAAUCGUGAGUUGACGCAUUAGGAUGUACAUUUUGAUGCAGUCAUGAAAAUCUUGUCAACUUCUAAAGGGUUUAGCUGAUGUAAUUUCUGUUGAACUUGGGGUCCAUCAUAUUACGAAUGAUGUCAUUUAUUCGUGAAUAUAACGUAAAAUGAUACUACCUCUUUAUAAAAAUCUGAAUAUCAAAUGCAGUUUUGAAA